UUUCUUCUCUCCGUCUCUCAGAAACAUGCCAAGUGGGACUCUCAUUUCAUGGCGUGUCGGCUGCGCCAAAAACACACACAACAUCACUUCAUAUCUAACGUUGUGACACAUCUCUACCAAACAAACCACCAUAGCUUUCUCCUAGCUCUGUCUCACUCCCCUUUUGAAUGUUCUAUAUUACAUGCAGAAACAGAAAAAUUCAUUAACUAAGCAAACUUCUGCUCAAAUGAUGGAGCAUAAUACCUCUGAGUAUGUUGUUUUGGGUGAAGCAUCAUCUCCAAACUUAGAUAAAUUUCAAAAGGUAUCAAUUAUACCCCUAGUUUUCCUAAUCUUCUAUGAGGUCUCUGGAGGCCCUUUUGGUGUUGAAGACAGUGUCAAGGCUGGGGGUCCCCUUUUAGCUCUUCUUGGUUUUUUGCUUUUUCCAUUUAUAUGGAGCAUUCCAGAGGCCUUGAUAACUGCAGAGAUGAGUACCAUGUUCCCUGAGAAUGGUGGAUAUGUUGUUUGGGUUACAUCAGCUUUGGGACCUUUCUGGGGGUUUCAACAAGGUUGGAUGAAAUGGCUUAGUGGGGUUAUUGAUAAUGCUCUAUACCCAAUUUUGUUUCUUGACUAUCUGAAAUCAGCUAUCCCAACUUUAGGAGGUGGUAUUCCUAGGAUAAUAGCAGUGCUGGCUUUGACAGUGGUUCUCACUUAUAUGAACUAUAGAGGUUUAACCAUUGUGGGAUGGUUUGCUAUAUUGCUUGGAGUGUUUUCACUUCUUCCUUUCUUGUUUAUGGGAAUUGUUGCAUUUCCAGACUUAAAGCCUUCAAGGUGGUUUGUGGUUGAUCUAGGAAAUGUAGAUUGGGGUUUGUAUUUGAAUACUCUCUUCUGGAAUCUUAACUACUGGGACUCAAUUAGUACUCUUGCCGGAGAGGUGGACAACCCGAGUGAGACUCUCCCAAAGUCCCUGUUUUAUGCUCUUCUAUUGGUUGUUUUUGGGUACUUCCUGCCUCUUUUAAUUGGCACAGGAGCCAUUCCACUUCAUCGUGAGUUGUGGUCUGAUGGGUACUUCUCAGAUAUUGCUAAAGUAUUGGGAGGUGUAUGGUUGAGAAGUUGGAUCCAAGCAGCUUCUGCCUUGUCAAACAUGGGGAUGUUUGUGGCCGAGAUGAGUAGCGAUUCCUUUCAACUUCUGGGGAUGGCAGAGCGCGAGAUGCUACCUUCUGUCUUUAGCAAGAGGUCUCGCUAUGGGACUCCUCUCACUGGAAUUUUAUUUUCUGCAUCCGGUGUAAUUUUACUCUCUUGGUUGAGCUUUCAAGAGAUUGUAGCUGUGGAGAACUUCUUGUACUGUUUUGGAAUGAUUAUGGAGUUUAUAGCAUUUGUGAAAUUAAGGAUGAAAUAUCCGGCAGCAUCUCGGCCUUAUAAGAUACCCGUUGGUACAUGUGGAGCUAUUUUGAUCUGCAUUCCUCCAACCCUAUUAAUUUUUGUGGUUUUAGCUCUUGCUUCUCCCAAGGUCAUGGCUAUCAGCUUAUUGGCUGUGAUGAUUGGGAUGGUUAUGCAGCCUUGUCUCCAAUACACCAAGAAAAAGAGAUGGUUCAGGUUUUCCAUGAGUUCUGGCCUUCCAGAUGUCCUUAAUGCUCAUCAUCAAUGUAAUGAAGAAUGAAUGGUAGCAACAUUUUUUUAUUUUGUGGUAACUGAUACUUCUGUGCUGUACCAUGUUUCUAGACAUCUUAAGUUCGCAAAGAAUAUUUGGUGAAAAGCUACUUGUAAUGUAUAGAGUUAGGUGUAAGUUUUUAGAGAUAGGUAUAAGGAUUGGUUGGCAUGCAAUUUCACCAGAGAUUGCUCAAAUUUCAUAGGUGUCCAAGUUCUGUUAAUUGGAAAGGCUAAUGAUGAACUUGUGUUGACCAUGAGAGGCCUUAGAAAGGCUAAUUUACUGGACUUCUAUUAGAUUAUCCAUAAGUUAAAUUUCAUUUC
Molecule: messenger RNA, 1947 nt
Organism: Quercus lobata
Lineage: Eukaryota; Viridiplantae; Streptophyta; Magnoliopsida; Fagales; Fagaceae
Product: probable polyamine transporter At1g31830
Exons: 2
Coding region: 182-1636 (484 amino acids)
Biological process (GO): transmembrane transport
Cellular component (GO): membrane
Molecular function (GO): transmembrane transporter activity
Source: RefSeq, a predicted model, not a curated record